Mucor mucedo is the source of this 2722-nucleotide messenger RNA. RefSeq lists its product as uncharacterized. Gene Ontology annotation, molecular function: protein binding. The transcript has 7 exons. Lineage: Eukaryota; Fungi; Mucoromycota; Mucoromycetes; Mucorales; Mucoraceae. The record is from RefSeq and is a predicted model, not a curated record. The coding region runs from base 62 to 2650 and encodes 862 amino acids.
GUUAUUUACAAUUUCUUUUUUCUCUCUUUUUCUUUUUUAACAUAACAGAAAGAAAAAAACAAUGUCAGAUACAAAGCCUACAACUCAAGUAACUCCAGAUAUUACUACUACACAAGAUACUGUCAUUGAGGGUUUAGAAGUUUCAAAAGCCGCUGCUGAAAUUACAACGGAAGAGGAACCAACACAAACGAAAAAAUUUGACGAUCAAGAUGAUGGGGAAUCAGCUAGUUCAAGUGACAAUGAGGAGGUUUCAAAGGAAUUGGGUCUGGUAAUUAGUGCUCUUCAAAGCACUGUAAAGCAAAACCAAGAGGAUAAAGAUACUGCUGUCGAGCAUAAGGAAGAGACACAUGAAUGUGAAGAGGAACUUCACAGUGGUGAUGAUAUUGAAAGUGAUACCAAGUCAGUAACAGAUGAUACCAAAUCAGUUACAUCGGUAGCCACAUCAGCAUCAACCAAUGUUAGUUUGGAAGAGGAAAAGGAGAUCGAGGAGUCUGCUACUGCUAUUGAUGAGGUAAAUGCUAAACCCCAAACAUUCGAGGAAAUCGUUCAUGAUAUUUUACCACCAACCCCCGGUGUCGCUCCUCAAAGACAGACCUUUGAUUUCGGUGGUCGACAAAGCGAAGAUGUCGGGGAUGUUGAAAGUUACAGUGCUAAUCUUAUUGCUUUGAAUAAAAUUGAUACUAAAGAGAUCAAAGCAAAUUUACUCUCUCCUCGUCAACAAGAAAGAGCAGAUGAACCUGUACUUCGUGCCGUGCGUCACCUGUUUAACAAUAGAUUUAUGAAGGCUAAAAAGUUAUUUGAAAAGCAAGCUGAAACUGAUCCAUUACACGCCUUAGGGCUCGGUUCCAUGGCUUUUUUAAAAGCUGUAAUGACCACGGAUGAUGUAAUGGUAAAGAAUGCCAUUGAUGUUCUCACAACAACAUACAGUAUCGCCAACGCGCAAAUUGAUGUUGCUACCAAAAAGUCUGUCGGUGACACUGUGUACCAAGCCAUGAGCUCGUAUUAUAACUACAUCAAAUUUACACGUAAAUCAGCCGGGUUACCUUCUAGUCCCAAACCAGCCACUUUAAAAUCAAUCCAAAAAGAUGGAAUCAACUUUAUUCCUAACGGUGUGUUACGUGCUCACGUGGCCAAGGCGGAGUGCUGUCUCCAAAUUGCUAUUUUACAAUUGUUGCAAGAAAAUGUAAUGGGAUAUAUCAAAUGUGGAAUGAAUUUGAGAAGAGCUUAUGCAAGUUAUAGUUUGGUAUGGCAGGAAUAUAAGCGUAUGGGACAAAUUUAUCAUGAUUUCAUUGACCGCGACACUAUAUCAGGCAUCCAAUUUGGUAUUGGUGCUGUUCAUCUUGUUUUGUCUACACUCCCUCAAAAAAUUCUUCGUAUUGUUUCUGCAUUUGGUUGGAAGGCUGAUAAGCACCUUGGCUUUGCCUUAUUAAAAUUAUGUUUGGAAGAAAGAAGAAUCCGAUCCCCAAUGGCUUCGCUUAUGCUUUUGGCUUAUUAUACCGUGCUUACAUCUUUAUGUCCACAAAUUUUAUCGAUGGAAUACACACAACCUGCUAUUGAGACUUUAUUGGAUGCCCAAAGAACAUAUCCCAAUUCAGCUUUCUUCCUCUAUUUCGCUGGUCGUACAUCUCGUCUUGCUCGUAAUUUGACACUUUCAACCCAAUCUUUUACCUAUGCAAUUGAAAUUAGUAAGAACGAAUGGGCUGAGGUUGAGGUCUUGCAUGCAUGUAGUUACGAGAUUGGGUUCAAUCACAUGAUGGAACAUAACUGGGAAGAAGCUGCCAAGGUGUUUGAUCAACUCUAUAAAGAAAAAUACUGGUCCCCUGCCAUUUUCCGCUACUUGACUGGUGCUUGUUUGGAUAUGAUGGGAAGUCGUACAGAAGCUAUUUUGGCCUAUGCUGAAGUUCCUCAAUUAGUUGGAUCGAAAACACACAGUACCUCAUUAAUGGAAAAGUACGUAUUGCGUAAAGUUACUGCUUUCCAAGACUGCGGUUAUCAAGAUAUGGAAAUGUGCCUUUGUGCUUUAGAAUAUCUUUGCUUGUUUAGUGGAUUUGAUUUCAUGAGUACGGAAUUAUUGGAGGAAUCACUUGAAAGAGUCGAUCAAGCCAUGGUCCAAAUUAUGGAAGCCGAAAAGACGGAAUUUGGUAUUCGUACUCGAGAGUUGUUACCCGAAACCCCUCCCCCCAAAUAUUUUGACCAGCGUGGAGCUUUACUCUUGAUUAAAUCAGCAUUGUUCAAUGCGAUGGGGCGCUUCAAAGAAUCCAUUAUUCAUUUGAAUUGGAUUAUUGAUCACAAGGAACAAAUCGAGGUUGAUAAAUGGAUUGUACCAUUUGCUUUCUGGGAAGCUGGUGUAACAGCUUGGGGCAUGGAUAACAAAACCCGUAGUAGAUCUUUCUGGGAAUCUGCGUUGAAGUUUAGCAAAUAUGAUUUUGAGUAUAGAUUAGCUCUUCGUGUUAAUUUAGCCAUCACAAAAGCAGAGGAGCUGGGUGUUCCACAGCCUCAAGAUCCCAACCCUGCUAAACGACAUGCCGCCUCAAAGAAGGACCCUAUUAUUACACUGGAUUCCAUUCAAAGUCGACAAAGUACCUCUGAUGAACCUGCCAGACCAGCUUUUGCCUAUCCUAUAAACCUUCCUCAUAACUCCCUUGCCUAAGUAAUUUUCUUUACUUUCUAAAUUAUCACCCUUUAGCUCUAUAUCUAAUAAUAUGUAUAUUUGUUUUAUCCU